This is a messenger RNA of Zootermopsis nevadensis, 1312 nucleotides long. RefSeq names its product putative serine hydrolase. The record is from RefSeq and is a predicted model, not a curated record. Gene Ontology annotation, cellular component: membrane. Lineage: Eukaryota; Metazoa; Arthropoda; Insecta; Blattodea; Termopsidae.
AGCAAGUCAUUCACACAAGGUCUGCACUUGGGAAAGGUAGUUUGUGAUAUUUAGUGUUUGAUCUGUGUAUAAAGAAGGUUGGUUAACUGUGUUGGGUUGUUUCAUCAUAAGAUUCAUUCUAGUUCUCGUACGGAGUAAGAGGUUGCAUUGACCAACUUAUAUGUUGAUUAAAAGGUUAUAAAAUUAGAUAAUACUGUUGAUAGCACCGGUAGUAAAGCACGGUGUUGAAGGUGUCUGUAUAAAUAUGGAACGUGUGUUAGAAGUGAAAAUUCCUGUUCCUUGGGGUCAUGUUAGUGGUAAGAAGGAUAUUUUUAGGUAAAUGGUGGGGUUCUCAUGACAAACAGCCCAUAUUGGCGCUACAUGGUUGGCAAGAUAAUGCUGGAACAUUUGACACAUUGGCACCUCUAUUAUCUUUGCACACGCCAGUAUUAUGCAUUGAUCUUCCUGGACAUGGAUUUUCUUCGCAUUAUCCCAAAGGACAGUUUUAUUACUUAUGGUGGGAUGGACUAGUGGUGAUUCGACGAAUAGUGAAACAUUACGGUUGGGAGAAGGUUACAAUUCUGGGGCAUUCCUUGGGUGGAACGAUAGGUUUCUUGUAUGCCGCGACAUUCCCACAAGACAUCGAGAAACUCAUGUGUAUUGACAUUGCCGGUCCAUCUGUCAGGUCCGUCCCCUACUUUGUACAGCAAACGGGUGGUAUCGUUGAUCAAUUUCUGUUGUAUGAAAACUUUGCUGAAGAUACUGCCCCUUCGUACACACGCGAUGAAAUGCUGAGACUUAUGUUGGAAGCUUAUAAAGGUGCCCUCACGAAGGAGUCUUGUGAAAUAAUGAUGAAACGUGGCGCAAAGCCUCUGGCCUCCGGUGAUUGCGACGUGAAGGGCGAUGUCUUCCGUUUUUCACGGGAUUCUCGUCUCAAGUAUGGAAUCCUAGGUUUCCUAUCGAUCGACAUGACUUUGGAGUAUGCAUCAAAGAUUACAUGUGAAGUCUUGAAUAUCAGGGGUAAACCAGGAAUGAAAUUUGAUCCUGCAGAAAAUUAUCACAUCGUACUUGACAAAAUUAGAAAAUCAGCUAAGAAGCUGGAGUUCUACGAAGUGGAAGGAACACAUUUUCUGCACUUAAAUAAUCCAGAAAGUAUAUGUCCAAUUAUUGUAAAGUUUUUAAAAUCAUAAUAUGCGUACGCCAGAAAUAAACGUGCCCAUACUGGCUACAUAUAUAAUAUUUAUCUGCUAGGAAAUGGGCCGUUAUUGCGUCUUAGACCAAAUUAAAAUUGUACAAUUUAUUGUAGAUGCAUAUGACUACAAGGAAGAGACAG